Molecule: messenger RNA, 3628 nt
Organism: Oncorhynchus nerka (sockeye salmon)
Lineage: Eukaryota; Metazoa; Chordata; Actinopteri; Salmoniformes; Salmonidae
Product: solute carrier family 41 member 3-like
Exons: 10
Coding region: 1823-3172 (449 amino acids)
Biological process (GO): monoatomic cation transport
Cellular component (GO): plasma membrane
Molecular function (GO): monoatomic cation transmembrane transporter activity
Source: RefSeq, a predicted model, not a curated record
UUAGACCGGUGUAGACAAUCAAAAUGUGUAUAAGAUCAGGACAAAGGACGCAAGUUAGAACCAGGUAUAAACGGGGCUUCUAAAUUCCAACAAGGUGUCAGUGGCGGAGCAGGAGGCAACAGAUUGUCCACGCCACGUCUCAGGGACGCCUCAGCUGAGUCACUUUCAGUGUGUGCGUGUGUGUGGGGGUGGGGAGGCUAUAGGACAAGGAGGGAUAAAGAGCUGAACUCGGUUCCUUCUCUCCUCUCUAGAUAACAGCAUGCAGGUUUCAAAUGUCGGUCAUGGUCAUGAAUGAUUAAGAAGCUAUUGAUAUUUACGUCACUUCCAGUGUUUGGCAAAUAUUUACUAAAUGUCUCUCUAGUCAAUGUAGUGUUUCAAUCUGAAUUAAAGUGAGAAGGGGGAUAAAUAGAGAAAAAGACAGGGGGUGAGAGACUGGCUAAUAAUACUAACAGGUAGAAAGAGCCAAAACCCCAUAAGCUCAUAAGAUGUUACGCAAAUGGAGGGGAGACAGUCAGAAAAGAGAACAGAUGUCCUUUAGAGGGGACCAGGCUAAUGCCACAUGUUGGUGACAGGUACAACACAUGCUGGCACUGAGGAUGGAGCAACGAGGAAGAAAAGAGAGGAGAGAGAGGAACAAGAUGGAGUUAUCAUGAGACAGAGGGAAAGGUAGAAAGAAAGAAAAUAGAAAGAGCAAAGGAGAGAGAGGGAUAGAAAGAGAGAGAUAGAGACCCCGUUUCAGUCUGAUAGCCCUGCUCACACAGACGACAGCGGGCACCCCCUCCUUCCCUUCCAGCCGUUUCAGUCUGAUAGCCCUGCUCGCACAGACGACUGCAGCACCCCCCCCCCCCUUCUCUCCCACUUGCACAGAAAUACCAUCACGACCCAAUUUGUUUGCUUCCCAGAGGAGAGGAAACCCCUGCCAGCGACUGGACAGGUACUCUUAAUGCUUCGCCUCGGGACUCACACCUCAUCAUCCCCACUCAAUGUCACCCUGCAGUCCUUCGCCUUCCGAGCCUUAGAACCACGGACCGCCAUCUAUUAUCACCUCGUUUUUCAUCUGCGACUCACCAACCAGCGCCCCACGUCACUUCUCUCCAACCCAACAUGAGAAAGGGACUCCAGGCCAGCCAGGCUGCUCACACAGGGCAGUGGGACGAGCAGAGGCAUCACGAGCAGCGGCUGGGGAGGGCAGAGAAAAAGUUAGCAGCCUUCUGGUUGUCCUUGUCGCAGAGGACGUGGACGUUUUUCAGGCCCCGUGGCGGCAAAUGCACCGGCUGCUUCCAGCGGAGCUCCUCGGCAGCUCGCCUACUGAAGAGCGAAGCGUGAGGACUGUGUGUGUGAGUGUUUGUGUCUGUCUGUCAGCGGCGGGUGUCAGAAGAGUCCUGGCAGACACCCCUAUCUGGAGGACCCAUAUCUGCGUGUGUAUGUGACCUCCAUCCCAGAGGUCAAAGGAAGUCUAUGUCGUUCUUCAGCCUUCUCCACCAUUGGCAUUCUUUCUUGGUUGUGUUAUCUUAGCAACGUUGACUAAAGAUGGAAGGACAAGCUGUCAUUCUAAUGUCAUUCUCAUUCAGAAGGAUAAACAAACUGUCAUUCUAAAGCCCCUGAAAUACAUCGAGCCCAGUGGAUUGGUUGAAGAGCGUUUGGCGAUUUUCUGCUGUCGACUGGAAGGAAUCUCCCCAUUCACUAAACUAAACUGUCAAAGAGGAGACCAUACCACAGAGAAUAUAUUAGUGGUGGGGAUUGGUGUGAAAAAGGGCAGCUGUCACUCCCUUAACCCCUACUGGGGACUUUCCAGAUGGGGUAACUGCGACCUGCGGAGACCAUGGUGGUCACCCAUUUAGAGCUAGAGCUGUGCUACCAGGGGAAGAAGCUGAGGGGCUUCACCUGUAAGCUGACCCGCUCCCCCCAUGGCUAUCUGCCUGAGAGUGCCUGGCUCAUCUUGGCUCAGAUCCUACUGCCCUACCUGGUGGCCGGCCUGGGCAUGGUGGCGGCAGGCAUAGUCAUGGACUUGGUUCAACAUUGGGAAGUGUUUAAGGAGAUCACAGAGGUGUUUAUCUUGGUGCCAGCCCUGGUGGGACUGAAAGGCAACCUGGAGAUGACACUGGCAUCCAGACUGUCUACAGCAGCGAAUACUGGGCAGCUGGAUGAUCCAAAGCAGCAGUGGAGGAUAGUGUGUAGCAACCUGGCUCUCAUUCAGGUCCAGGCCACAGUGGUGGGUUUCCUGGCUGCGGUAGCUGCAGUGGGUUUGGGCGCGAUGACCAGGGGUCGUGUAGACCUGCUGCAGGCUGCUGUUUUAUGUGCCAGCAGCAUCACCACAGCCUUUGUAGCUGCUCUGUCAUUGGGCCUGGUGAUGGUGGGAGUAAUCAUUGGCUCAAGGAAGGUGGGCAUCAACCCUGACAACGUGGCCACGCCCAUCGCUGCCAGCCUGGGUGACCUCAUCACCCUCUCUCUGCUGGCUGGGGUCAGCAGCUUCCUCUUCCGGUUUAAAGAGAUGUGGUACCUGCCUGCUCUGGUGUGUGGCUUUUUCCUGGUUCUCAUUCCGCUGUGGGUGGUCAUUGCCCGGCACUCUCCUCCAAUCAGAGAGGUGCUGAGGUCUGGGUGGCAGCCCGUCAUCAUGGCCAUGUCCAUCAGCAGUAUUGGGGGCCUGAUACUGGAUAAGACAGUGAGUGACCCGAACUUUGAGGGCAUGGCGGUGUUCACUCCCGUAAUCAACGGUGUGGGAGGUAACCUGGUAGCCAUCCAGGCCAGCCGCAUCUCCACCUACCUACACUACUGGAGUAUGCCAGGGACCCUGCCCUUCCCGAUGACACAACACUGGCCUGGGCCCUGCCUGACCUUCUGCUCCUCAGGGGUCAACUCCAAGUCAGCGAGGGUUCUAGUCUUCCUGGUAGUUCCGGGUCACCUGCUUUUCCUCUACACCAUCCACUUACUGAAUGGCGGCCAUGGCGCACUCACGCCUGCCUUUGUCUGCCUCUACCUGUGUGCGGCCCUGCUACAGGUUGUGAUUCUGCUGUACCUGGCUGACCUGAUGGUGCGCUGGAUGUGGCGGAGGGGGCUGGACCCGGAUAACUACUCUAUCCCGUACCUCACGGCUCUGGGGGAUCUGUUGGGGACCGGCUUCCUGGCCCUGAGCUUCAAGGCCAUUCAAUCUAUACCAGCCCACCAUGUCUAGUGCGACUGAAAUUAAGAUAUAACAACGUGGCCUACACAUUGUAGUUUCACAGGCCUCCGACAACCACCAAGCUUGACUUCACAUACGGUCUCUUGGCUCCACAGAAGCCCUGUUUAUGCCUGCCAUUAACAUGCGUCCUUCGUCCUGAUCUUGUCCAUUUACACUUAUAAGAUCUGAUCACAAUGCGUCUUUUAAAAGUCUACACAAUCAGAAUGUGGAAAAGAUCAGGGAAAAGGCGUCAUGUUAGAACCAGGUAUCAACAGGGCUUAAGAAAUGAAUGCUGCUAAGGGAGUACCUGUAUGCUGUAGCUCGACAGUCUUUCAGCGCCCACUUACCACAUAGAAGCUGUUGAGAUGUGAACGCUUUAAACGCUUUAAUGGUCAAAUGGUAAAUGCACUGUACUAAAGCAAUAAUAUUGUCUGCGCUUGUUUGUUUGCUGACUGUCUAUACAUGUAU